This is a messenger RNA of Drosophila sechellia, 1560 nucleotides long. It is a transcript of the gene O-fut1, whose product is annotated as O-fucosyltransferase 1. The transcript has 2 exons. Gene Ontology annotation, biological process: Notch signaling pathway; protein O-linked glycosylation via fucose. The record is from RefSeq and is a predicted model, not a curated record. Gene Ontology annotation, molecular function: peptide-O-fucosyltransferase activity. Bases 27 to 1235 code for a protein of 402 amino acids. NCBI's taxonomy places the organism in Eukaryota, Metazoa, Arthropoda, Insecta, Diptera, Drosophilidae.
GGUCAAAGAAAAUCGAAGCCGGCAGAAUGCAGUGGCUUAAAAUGAAGCUUCGCUUUGUAAACUUGAUUUUACUAUUAAUAAGCUCAACAUGUGCCCAAUUGGGGGGCGAUCCCAACGGCUACCUCACCUACUGUCCUUGUAUGGGACGCUUUGGCAACCAAGCCGACCAUUUCCUGGGAUCAUUGGCCUUCGCCAAGGCGCUUAAUCGCACCCUGAUCCUGCCGCCGUGGGUGGAGUAUCGUAGGGGUGAACUACGAUCCCGGCAGGUACCGUUCAACACAUACUUUGAGGUGGAGCCCCUGAAGGAAUACCAUCGCGUCAUCACCAUGGCAGAUUUCAUGUGGCACCUGGCCGACGACAUUUGGCCAGAAUCGGAGCGAGUCUCCUUUUGCUACAAGGAACGAUAUAGCCUUAAGCAGGAGAAGAAUGAUCCAGACAAGCCCAAUUGCCACGCCAAGGAUGGCAAUCCUUUUGGUCCCUUUUGGGACACUUUUCACAUAGACUUUGUGAGGUCAGAGUUCUAUGCGCCACUUCAUUUUGAUGUGCACCAUAGCAACGAGGCUGCCAAGUGGCAGGCCAAAUAUCCUGCAGAAUCAUAUCCCGUACUCGCGUUCACCGGAGCUCCGGCUAGUUUUCCUGUUCAGCUAGAGAACUGCAAGCUGCAGCGCUACUUGCAGUGGAGCCAAAGGUAUAGGGACGCAUCUAAGGAUUUCAUCCGAGAGCAGUUGCCGCGUGGUGCCUUUUUGGGUAUUCAUCUGCGCAACGGCAUCGAUUGGGUGAGAGCCUGUGAGCACGUCAAGGAUAGCCAGCAUCUGUUUGCCUCGCCGCAGUGCUUGGGCUAUAAAAAUGAACGUGGUGCACUCUACCCGGAGCUCUGCAUGCUCUCCAAGGAGGCCAUCAUCCGCCAGCUAAAGAGAACCAUUAAGAACGUGCGCCAAACUCAGCCGGACAACGAAAUCAAAUCAGUUUUUGUGGCAUCAGACUCCAACCACAUGAUCGGUGAACUAAACACGGCCCUCAGUCGCAUGGGCAUCAGUGUGCACAAGCUGCCGGAGGAUGAUCCUUAUCUGGACUUGGCCAUUCUCGGACAGUCGAACCACUUUAUCGGCAACUGUAUCUCCUCCUACUCGGCAUUCGUGAAAAGAGAACGAGAUGUGCACGGUUUUCCGUCGUACUUCUGGGGAUUCCCCAAGGAAAAGGAUCGCAAGCAUACCAACGUGCACGAGGAGCUGUAAUGGAUCAACAGGAAUAUUUACUUAAAUACUCGAAUAGGCUAUUUUUCGGUUUUCUUUCCUAAUACUAGACAGUUUUAUUACAUUGAUUAAGCAAUAAUUUGACUUCACUUCUUAAUUAAGUAAGAUAAAAGUUUAACUUACAAAUUUAAUGAAUUUACUUUUGAAAGUUACCAAUAUUUAGUCCUUUUAACGAAUAUCAGUAUAGUUAUUGUUUAUUCUUUUAGCUUUAAUUCAUAAAAAGGAUUUUAAUGAAAACCGUUAAAUGCCUUCAAAAACUCUACAACUUAAUUGUAAGCUAUUAAAGUAUUCCUCGCAUUUAUCAAAA